AUGGACGGACGCGAGCAAACGAAGCAAUUGUGGAUCCAUGAGAAGCUGAUCAGGAUAGAUCCCAUCAAGAAAAGUUUGAGCUACGAGGUCACGGAAAAUAACGUCAGCAUCAAGACUAGGACCCUCAUGGCAAUACUCUCAACCUCGGUAUAUCCAACCAGCGAGGAAAGCAAACAAGGGUGCAAGAUCCAAUGGUCAUUAGUCGCUAAUCCGAUUAAAGGGUGGAGACAAGAUGACUCUUAUCUUGAGUCUUCUCUUCAAUUCAUGGUAAAGAAGAUUGACGAUGCCCUCCAAUAUAUAUCCGCAACCUGA
Juglans microcarpa x Juglans regia is the source of this 312-nucleotide messenger RNA. RefSeq lists its product as uncharacterized. The coding region runs from base 1 to 312 and encodes 103 amino acids. The record is from RefSeq and is a predicted model, not a curated record. The transcript is spliced from 3 exons. Lineage: Eukaryota; Viridiplantae; Streptophyta; Magnoliopsida; Fagales; Juglandaceae.